AUGGCUGCUUCCACUCGAGAGGAUCGGGCGCUGAUGCGCGUCCGUGGUGCCGGAUCCCGCAAGCCUCCAGCAGUUGACUUUGGUUUCAAUUUCGCUUUUGGGAGCAAGAAGAAUGAGCGACAACAGAUACCCACGCCUGCCCGAUCUCUUCGCUCAAACACCAAAACCCCGCAAUCAAGACGAGCAUCUUCGAAACAACCGUCCAAGACACCGGCAGCGAAGCCUGUCAGGCAGAGUUCGGUCGCGCCCGACGAAAGGGACGGCGAAACCUCUACGCAGCCAGAGGAGAGUGCGCGGUCGAGCAAGAGAAGGAAAAUAACGCCCGAGCAGCCGACUCCCAACAACACUAUAUCAGUUGAGAUACCACGAUCAACACCUUCGAGCAGAGCAUUGCGAAGAAGAACUUCCAGCAGAGUCUUUACUAUUGCCGAGGACGAGGAUGUGCCGCAGAUCAAUGGCCCAACUCCUGAUCACGAGGAGGUCGAGCAGCGGCAGCAGCAGAAAUCCCCACUCUUUGUACCCCAGCACGAGCAACAGAAAGAGAACGAGACGCCAAAGGAUCAGGGGUCUAAAUCGACUAAUCAAGAUUCGAAUUGGCAGACAACGAAAAGUGGUCGCAUCUUAUUAGACCCCACCACUUUACCCGAGGAUGCUACUGAGGAAGAUGUUCAGGUGCUCCAACCGGAAUACGGGGAAACGCGUCCAUCAGCUUCGGAAAGUCCUUUACAGUAUGUAACGAAAGCUCCGAGUAUCUCCAAGCAGAACAAGCGGCGAAGCCGGAAGUCUUUUGCAACCGACAAGAGAAGGGAACCUUCAUCUACGCUGGCUCAGUCUACGAUUGAGCCCCAGGAGACCUCGGCCGCUGCUAUCUCCUCUCGGCUUCCGUCAGAGCAACCACCAUCGCCAUCCGUCCUGCCGCUGUCGGAUCGAAUCAGCAAGUAUAGCAAACUUGCAAGGAAAGUGAGGAAGCGACAAGCGCAAAAUCCGGCAUCAGAACGUGAAGAGGGUCCGAAAGAGGCAGAGAACGACGACGAGGAUGAUUCAUAUGUCGAAGAGAGCGAGCCGGAGCCCGAGACGCCCGCGGCGAGCAAAAAGGCCACCAGACAGCCUCGAAAACGUCGCUCCCGUAGCAGGCCCGCAGAGGUGCCUGGUGGUAAGAAGAGCACUGCGACAUUUCCAAUUCUGACUCACAGGCUCACAAACGUCGUGGCACUACCAACAAUGAACGAGGAGGAUGAAGAGGGCAUGCCUUCUGGAGAUAUGUCAUUCGACUCUGCAGCCGCACGCACGCAACCCAAUGCGGUAGACAUACUAGCCCAGAUCUGCCGCGAGACAAUCUCAAACAUGAUGGAACGUGUGGCUGCGUCAGCCCAGACUCUCUCAAAAGCCACAGCAAACAAUCAACGGACAGCCCUCGAGGCAUUUGGAAAAGACCUAGAUGACGAACUCUUCGCCAUGUCCGAAGCCGUCGAGAAUCGCGCCAACCUUGAGGCUCGCGUGCGGAAAAGCAAACGAGAGAAAGCCGCCUUGCAAAGUGAGUAUCUUGAGCUCCGUCGCGAGCGGGAACAAAUUGCUCUCAGAUGCGACGCGGUUAGACGACAACAUUGGGAAUGCGAGGAGGAGACAAGGCAGAGGUGGACACUUAGCGAGGCUGCUCGGCGUGUUGAGCAGGAAAUGGAGAGGGCUGAGGCAGACGAAGAUGAGGGACUGGAAUUCUUACUGCGCAGUGUGACAGAGUCAGUCAGCAGCACUUCUGGUCGGGGUGGAAUUCUGGAUAAGGUCAAGUCGUUCAAUGCGCAGUUGGAAAACAUGGCGCUGCUUCUGGAGGGGAGGCGUGUUUGA
Messenger RNA from Cladophialophora carrionii CBS 160.54, 1842 nucleotides. RefSeq lists its product as uncharacterized. The transcript has 2 exons. The record is from RefSeq and is a predicted model, not a curated record. NCBI's taxonomy places the organism in Eukaryota, Fungi, Ascomycota, Eurotiomycetes, Chaetothyriales, Herpotrichiellaceae. The coding region runs from base 1 to 1842 and encodes 613 amino acids.